Molecule: messenger RNA, 1170 nt
Organism: Naegleria gruberi
Lineage: Eukaryota; Heterolobosea; Eutetramitea; Acrasida; Naegleriidae
Exons: 1
Coding region: 1-1170 (389 amino acids)
Molecular function (GO): oxidoreductase activity
Source: RefSeq, a predicted model, not a curated record
AUGAAGGCAAUUAUUAUUGAAGAUUAUGCUGAAUUUCCUGAUUUUAAAAUUGUGCAAGAUCAUCCAAAACCAAAGCAAGAUGCUCUGAAGGAUCAUCAAGUAUUGGUCCGAGUCCAUGCAGCUGGUAUUAAUCCUGGCGAUUGUCAUAUGGCUUCUGGGAGAGUCAAAAUGGCUGUCAAGCUCAAAUUCCCUUGUGUUUUGGGAUUGGAUGCCAGUGGUGUUGUGUCAGCAGUUGGUAAGAAGGUCACCCAAUUCAAAGUUGGUGAUUUGGUUUGUGGUGGAAAGGCAGGAGCCAAGACUGGUACGUUUGCUGAAUAUUGCGUCUUUGAAGAUCAUGAUUUGAUUAAGAAACCAAAGGAUAUGGAUUAUAAUAAGGCAGCUGCUUUUGCAACAAGUGGUGGAACCAUAAUCGAUGCCUACAGACAACAUCCACUCGUAGAAUCUUUGUUGAAGAAACACAUAGCUCAUCCAGAAAAGAUGAAUGAAAAGCCAAAGGAAAUGGAAGAUUUCAAAGUAUUGGUCAUUGGUGCUUCUGGUGGCACGGGAAGUAUUGCUUUGCUAUUCGCCAAACAUUAUUUGGCCAAAUAUUUCAAUAUCAAAGUCUAUGCAGUGUGCUCAACAAGAAAUGUGGAAUAUGUGAAAUCGUUGGGAGCUGACGUUGUCAUUGAUUAUACACAAACCUCUGCUAAGGAUGGCACUCAAGAGAAACAUCAAGAAUCCAGUGAAUUACCAUCCAUUUGUGAAUUGAUUAAGGGUGAGAAUGGAGAUCAAUACAUUGACUUGGUAAUUGACUGUGUUGGAGGAUACUACUUUUACGAUGAUGUUUGCCAACAUUUGGAUUGUAGAAGAGCUGACUCUCAUGUAGUUUAUAGUAGUCUUGUGCCACCAGGUCCUGCCGAAUUAACUCUUUCUACAUUGAUCAGGACUGGAAUUUAUAUCAGCUCUAACAAGAUGAAAGCCUGCUCUAAAAAGUAUCCAAAAUACAAUCUGAUACAAUAUAUGGGUAAGGCACAGAAGGAAUUUGACUUGUUGAUGAAUAGAGUGUUAUCGGAGGGAAAUUGCUUUAAUUUGAUCAAGAUUACCACGUUCAAGAUGGAUGAAAUUAAAAAGGCUCACGAAAUGGUUCAUUCGAAGAGAGCUAUUGGCAAGGUUGUUCUUUCCAUUGAAUAA